Molecule: messenger RNA, 1712 nt
Organism: Astrephomene gubernaculifera
Lineage: Eukaryota; Viridiplantae; Chlorophyta; Chlorophyceae; Chlamydomonadales; Astrephomenaceae
Source: the annotation of a GenBank genome assembly
GUGCAAUCUUUGGUUCCCAAGCACGCACGUUGCCUGAACAACAUCCUCUUCAAUCCAGAGCCGCCGCCCAGUACUGUAGCUGCCCACGCACAGUAGCCGCGACUGCUGUGUGUUGCGCCGAUCCGACUGAUCACUUGUUUUCAGAGAGAGCUUCAAAGAUGCUAAGCUACACCACGGCUCUUUCAGCUGCACCGGCGCUGGCAGCGGCCUGGACGUGCGGAGCUGUUCGCGCCUUGUCCUCGAGCGCUGCAAACUUGGAGGCGCUUUCUUUGGGCGACUCGGAUUCUCCGUUGCUGGUCAGGCUGCCAUCUCGUCCGUGGGGUGCUGCCGCGUCCAUCAGCAAGGCUGAAGUGCAGGCGGCUGCCGGCCCCUCACCCCCGGCGCGCAUCUCCGUGGUUCGCGACUGCUUCGCCUCCUUCGAUGCCACACAGCGCCCCCUGAGCCAGCUGCUGCGCCCCCUGAGUCCCUCCUCCGUUGCCGUGGCCGCCUCGCUGGCCUCCGCCCCCGAGGAGCGCGCCGUGGUGGACAGCUACCGACUGGCGCCCGAGGGAGACCGAUACGUGCUGGAGGCGGGGCAGCAGCAGGAGCAGGGGCAGCAGGGGGGCCCGGGUGCGGGGGGACAUGGCGGGGCGGUGGCGACCGACCUGAUCAGCUUCCUGCGCGCGCACCGCAAGCGGGUGGCGCUGGUGCCGGAUGUGGCGAGUGUGGCGGCGGAGGCGACGCCGGUGGUGGGAGCGAGGAAGUCUGUGCGGCAGUCCACCAACGAGGUGCUCAUGGUGGCGCCCACCGCAUUCGGCUUCAACGAGCAGGCGGCGCAGGACAACUCCUUCAUGCACGCAGCCAGCAAGCCGGGCGAGGGCGGCGGGCAGCUGACGAGGCAGGUGCUGCGCGAGUUCGCGGGACUGCACCACCAGCUGACGCAGGUGGCGGGAGUCAAGGUGAACCUGUACGAGCACAGCCUGGCUCACGGCACCCCGGACGCCUGCUUCCCCAACAACUGGUUCUCCACGCACCCCGCGGGCGAGGCGGCGGGCGGGGUGGCGGCGCCCACGCUGGUGUUCUACCCCAUGAAGUGCCCCAACAGGGCGGCGGAGAGGCGGGAGGACAUCAUCAAGGUCCUCCGCGGCAAGGGCUACAGCCAGGUGUACGACAUGGCAGCCGCACAUGAGGCCAACAAGAAGUACUUUGAGGGGACGGGUGUGUUGGUGAUCGACCGCAUCAACGGAGUGGUCUACGUGGACAUCAGCGAGCGGGCGGACCGGGGACUGGCGGAGGAGUGGACGCAGCGCAUGGGGUACAAGGAGCUGGUGGCGUUCAGGUCCACCGACCUGCGCGGCAAGUCGGUGUACCACACCAACGUGAUGAUGGCGGUGGGCACGGGGGUGGCCAUCGUGUGUGCCGACAGCGUGGCGGACGACAAGGAGCGGCAGCACCUGCUGUCCUCCCUGCGCCGCACGCACGAGGUGGUGGAGAUCUCGCUAGCCCAGAUGGACGCGCUGUGCGGCAACGCGCUGGAGCUGGAGGACGGCCGGGGACUGCCCGUCAUGGCAAUGAGCACGCAGGCUUACAACGCCUUCACCCCCGACCAGCGGCGGGUGCUGCGGCGCCACGUGGCGGACAUCAUCCACGCGCCCAUUGACACGCUGGAGCGGGUGGGUGGAGGCGGCGUGCGGUGCACGCUGGCGGAGAUCUUCUGAGGCGGGGGAGAGGCG